Molecule: messenger RNA, 1437 nt
Organism: Penicillium antarcticum
Lineage: Eukaryota; Fungi; Ascomycota; Eurotiomycetes; Eurotiales; Aspergillaceae
Product: Set1-mediated histone H3-K4 methylation subunit Swd1
Exons: 4
Coding region: 1-1437 (478 amino acids)
Cellular component (GO): Set1C/COMPASS complex
Molecular function (GO): protein binding
Source: RefSeq, a predicted model, not a curated record
AUGAACCUUUCACUCGUCGACCCAUUUGUCCUGGCCCAGGAAUACCCGGAUACAUUGACCGAAAAGCUGAGCAGCGGCCAUGCGACAUGUCUCAGCUUCAACAACAAGGGCGAUUACCUUGCCUCCGGACGAGUGGACGGCACAGUGGUGAUCUUCGACAUUGAAACCAAUGGUGUGGCGCGCAAACUGCAAGGCCAUACACGACAGAUCCAGUCUCUCAGGCAAGUCCAUAAGUAUACUGGAAUGAGCCAGGCUAACUCAGAUCCAGCUGGUCUCGCGACGGUCGAUACCUCCUCACCUCCUCACAAGACUGGAAAUGUAUUCUAUGGGAUCUCCAAGAUGGCUCACGAGUCCGUACACCUCCUCUUUGUCGCCUCCCUCUUCGAAGAUCAACCUGUCCUAGUGGACGUCUCCUCCCCAAAACCAAUCAAGCGCAUCCUCCCCAGCGCCCCGCUCCGACCCCAACCAACAAACGGCGAAGAAGUCGACCCAGCAGUAGCAGCCAAGCAAGCAGCCCAAGACGCAAAGCACUCAACCUGCGUGACAAUCUUCACGGCCUUCGGAAACCACAUAAUAGCAGGAACAUCCAAAGGCUGGAUAAACAUAAUCGAAACGCAAACCUGCACAACAAUCCACUCAAUGCGCCUCUGCAACGGCGUAGUAAUCCUCCUCCGACUCGCUAGCAACGGCCGCGACCUGCUAGUCAACAGCUCAGACCGAGUAAUCCGCACAGUCCUCAUGCCAGACCUCUCCCAACUAGGAAUCGACCUAGAAGCAUCCGCGAUAAAACUACACGUGGAACACAAAUUCCAAGACGUGGUCAACCGCUUAAGCUGGAACCACGUAACAUUCUCGUCGACGGGCGAAUUCGUCACAGCAACGACCUUCAUGAACCCAGACAUCUACGUCUGGGAGCGGAGCCACGGGUCCCUGGUCAAGAUCCUGGAAGGGCCACGCGAAGAAUUAGGCGUCGUGGAAUGGCACCCAUCAAGACCAAUGGUCGUCGCCUGCGGACUAGAAACAGGCUGCAUAUAUACAUGGUCAAUCGUCUCACCGCAGAAAUGGUCAGCCCUGGCACCAGAUUUCGGCGAGGUAGAAGAGAAUGUGGAAUACAUGGAAGCAGAGGAUGAAUUCGACGUUCAUCCAGCUGAACAGGUCCACCAGCGACGAUUAGAUCAGGAGGAUGAAGAGCCAGACGUUGUGACUAUCGAUUCGGUAAAAGGUGAUGUCGAAGCUGACGGCGUAGAGCCGUUCAAUGUGCCUAUCCUGCUUGAUGUUGAAGAUAGUGAUAGUGGCGAGGACGUUAUUGCCGUUGGACCUGGAACUAUGAGGAGGCGGACGCCUGGUGCUGGGCGGGAGGGGGUGAAUGGGACUGCAAAUGGGGAUGUUGAGAAGGAGGGUGCUAGCGGGAGGGCUGCCAGGAGUCGGCGGCGAUGA